Acanthochromis polyacanthus (spiny chromis) is the source of this 3251-nucleotide messenger RNA. Its product is annotated as ras-related protein Rab-9A-like. Gene Ontology annotation, cellular component: late endosome; lysosome; phagocytic vesicle. The record is from RefSeq and is a predicted model, not a curated record. Lineage: Eukaryota; Metazoa; Chordata; Actinopteri; Pomacentridae. Gene Ontology annotation, molecular function: GTPase activity; GTP binding. The transcript has 3 exons. Bases 1162 to 1767 code for a protein of 201 amino acids. Gene Ontology annotation, biological process: Rab protein signal transduction; retrograde transport, endosome to Golgi.
GAUGGCAAAGUGGGAAAUUAAAGCACGAGUUUAAUAGGCUUGUGGAUAAGCAUAAACCUUGCUUGUAGAGUGUGUUGUUGCAAUGUGGUGUAAGUUUUUGCUAUUUUAUCUCUGUGGUUCCUCAUAUUUUUGGCCUCUAAUGUGACCCAAUAAAACAAAUCAGUUCAGAUGAGAUCCUCCGUCACAAGUUGAGGGCAAAACUGCUGAACGUAAAAAGCAGGAAAGACAGAAAAAUAUCAACCGAACUUAGUACAAGAGUAAAAUGAGCCGCAGUGUUAGUUGUAAAUGUAAUAUAAUAGUUAACCAACUCAUCCACAUCCUCGUUUCUGAUUUAUUUAUCAGUCAUUUAGGUCAUCGCUGACAUACUAACUAGCUUUUCAUUAAAUGUCAGAUAAUUUUCCUGUAGAAAAAAUAUUCAUUGUAAAUAAAUAAAUAAAUAAAAUGCAGCAGAAUAAAAACAACUGCCCUAAUUUAACUAUUAAUUUCUGUUUAAUUUUCUUUUAAUUUUUCAAAGUAACUUCACUAACAUUUCUAAUGUUUUUAUGGAAUUUAUGAUGUUUUUCUCUUACUCAUUUUUUAAAAUAAAUUAUUAAGCCACCUUUAAAUGAAAGAGCAAGGAAUAAAAGAUUGCAGAACAAUGAUGUAAAUAUAUUGUCAUUUAUAAUAAAUAUAGAAAAAUGUACCUUUUGUACAGAAAUGUGAGUAAAGAAAUGUUGAAAACAGAAAUAUUUUUUAAAAAUUACCUGUAAAACCAUGAGAAAAAUUAAUUGUAAAAAAAAAAAAUUACUGGAAUUUUACAGUAAAUUAUUUUCUCGCCUUUAUUUCCAGAUGUUAAACUAACCGCGUUUUCCCUAAUAAACCUCCAGGAGGAGUCUGCCCUCUCUGCCCGGAGGAGGCGGGUCGGUCCCGGUCAUAUGAGCGUCAUCAGCGGCUGCGGGGCCGGAGAGCAGCGGGGACACCGGAGCGCCAUGUCACCGCCUGACAGCAGCACUCUGCCGGGACUAACAGGAGGAGUUUAAUCGCUGGAACCGGGCAGUGACCCACACACCGACAGAUUGCUGACGACAUGAGCAGAGUGCAGAUGUGACGGUUAAAGUUGUUCCUCUAUCGUUGGUGCCUCCAGACCUCCUCAUCAGUCUCUCAGUAACACUCCCCGCAGCCAUGAUGUCCAAGUCAGCCCUCCUGAAGGUGAUCCUGCUGGGCGACGGCGGCGUCGGCAAGUCGUCCCUCAUGAACCGCUACGUCACCAACAAGUUCGACUCCCACCUUUUCCACACCAUCGGCGUGGAGUUCCUCAACAAGGAGCUGGAGGUGGACGGGCAGCGGGUCACCCUGCAGAUCUGGGACACGGCGGGCCAGGAGCGUUUCCGAAGCCUCCGCACGCCGUUUUACCGCGGAUCCGACUGCUGCCUGCUCACCUUCAGCGUAGACGACGGACAGAGCUUCCGUAACCUGGCCAACUGGAAGAAGGAGUUCACCUACUAUGCCGAUGUCAAGGACCCCGACAAGUUCCCCUUUGUGGUGCUGGGCAACAAACUGGAUGUUCCCGAGCGUCAGGUGUCAGGGGAGGAUGCUCGGCAGUGGUGUCGGGAAAACGGCGGCUACCCGUACUUUGAGACCAGCGCCAAGGAUGCUACGAAUGUGGCGUCGGCGUUUGAGGAGGCGGUGCGUCGCAUUCUGGCGGCGGACGACCGAGACGAUCACCUGAUCCACACCAACACGGUGGACAUACAGAAGAAGAGUCAUCCUGAGCACAACUGCUGCUAAACAAUGAUCCAGCAGGAGGUUAAGGACACACCUCUGCAACAGUUGCAUGGCAGUUUGAGGAACUGCUGUUGAUCCUGCAGCUUCUACACAGCACUGCAUGUGAUGUGCUCACUCAGGAUCAGCAUUUUCAAACCAAUCUUUGUAUUUUUCAAACCAAAACUGAUGUAUUUUGACGUGAUCAGGGGACGGAAAACUCCACUGGAUUCCCUUUUACACAGAAAAUUGAUUUAUGAAUGGUAUAGUGUAUUAAGUAUUAUUUCUGCUAUGGUUUUGCAGAUUUUAUAGAUUAUAUGUAGUCGGCGACAAACCUCACCCAACAUUGGAGGAGUUCCUACUACUAGCUACCUGAAAUAAAAAAACAAAACAAAACUCUAUUGUUAAUAUGAGUGCAACUUUAAAGAGUUUUCAGUGAUCUCUGAUGUCUGUAAACUAGGGCUAGACCCGAAUAUUCGGUCGUGACGGUGGUAUCCGAAUAUUUAUUUUGAGAUCCGAGUAUUUGUGUUGCACCCACUCCUGCCCCCGUCGGACGAUUUUGGACGAUUGGUAUUCGACUCGUCAAUUCAUUUGUCCCCUCGUUGGACAUUACGAUCCGAACCGAUCCAUUCUGUUCCUUCGUCUUCGUCUCCGACUGUCCGUCCAUCAGUCCGUCCAUCCCCCCCUGCUUCGUCCACUGUUGGACGUCACGAACGAUUCAGGUACUCGGAGUCCAGAAAUUUCUAUUCGGGCCAGCCCUACUGUAAACACAAGAUUUCUUUCACAGUUGAGAUGUUAAAGACCAAAAACCAGCAUUGACGUCACUGAUGGAGCUGUGGUGACAAGUUUCAGCCACAAAAAGAGAAGUUUGGAGGGUAUUUUUCUACCCUUUGAGACAGAUGCGCAACACUAAGCACUCAGGAGAAACUAUGCAACCAUGUUUACAGCAAGAGUAUUGUAAUUUGCUACUGAUUGUCCUGAAACAGAGCAGGAAACCCAAAACUGAGUGAACACACUGAAGCAGAAAACACUCCCAGAGUCAGAGUUAUUUUCACCUCUUAGGAAAAUGGAAGAACACAAACCAAAUUUAAAGAUGUUUUGUAAUUUAUGAUAAACACAAAAUAAUCAAAAAUGUUCCAUCUGUAUCUCAAACUCUUGAUAUAGAGCAUAGAAUGUAAUUGAAAUUUAUUUAAAAAUGCUUUAUGUUUCAUGUGAAUUCAUGUUUUGGCUGCAUGGUAUUGCCAAAUCAGAUCUUUCUGAUGUAAAAACUGAAGGAUUAGGGAUAAUAGCGAUGCCAAAAAGUCGUUUAGUGUCUCUGAGGAAGAAAGGAAGCGACUCAUAGUUGUUUUUUUUGUAUAACCAGACAGCUGCAGUCAUUCAUUUCCUGUAUUUGCGUAUUUAUUCAUCAGUGGUGGUAACGUUCACAUGAUUCUAAUUCCCCGAGGCCUUUUUUUUUUUUUACACUGGAAAUAAAACGGCAACCAACAAUGAAACCAGAGAAAAAAACGUGA